Messenger RNA from Guyanagaster necrorhizus, 709 nucleotides. RefSeq lists its product as uncharacterized. The coding region runs from base 54 to 674 and encodes 206 amino acids. NCBI's taxonomy places the organism in Eukaryota, Fungi, Basidiomycota, Agaricomycetes, Agaricales, Physalacriaceae. The transcript is spliced from 3 exons. The record is from RefSeq and is a predicted model, not a curated record.
GCCAGUAUAUUUAGCAUUAGAAUGACCCUUUACUCCUUCCUAGGACGCCAAGAAUGCGUCUUUUUUUCCUUCAUUCGCUCGCCACUUGUCUCCAAUUUGGUUUCGGAGACCUCGUACUCAGCGAUGUCACCAUCAGGACUUUCAUAUCCAAGAUCUGGGCUAUCCUGUGGCAAUUAUGGAGGGCCACCCUACGAGUUUAUCUGCGCAAAACAUUGCAUGGUACAUAUGCGAAUGAGGGAGAGGAGCAGGCCUACUGGGAAUCAGCAAUACGAUCGCAUUUAUAUCUGCAGACGUCUGGUGCUAUGAAAGUCUGGUCCUUUCCGGUCAUAACAUCCUAUGCACCCGCACCUCCAGUAUCGACGUCCCAAGAGGACGAACCCGAAUCAAUAGAAUACUACCUUCCAUCAAAAACAUUCUGUAAAUGGCAUCGAAUGGUUUUCCCCGAGAGCCCGAACCACCCGACGCUCAGCCAAGCCCGCAUGCUCAAGAAAUACUUCAGUAGUCUUGAUCGUCGAGAGAUGCAUCGGAUAUCACAGUUGUUAUCGGAUGACGUUGUCUUUGGCACCCACAAAUGCUGGGGUUCCAAGUACAGAACAUUGUGGAACUCGUGGCUCGAGAAGAAGGGUGCAGACAUAGCCAUUGUCUUUGCAAAAAAAAAGUCAAUGAACCAAUAGGUACUCCAUCGAAUAUACUCGUCUCUCGACCUCAC